This is a messenger RNA of Vitis riparia (riverbank grape), 1367 nucleotides long. RefSeq names its product remorin 4.1-like. The transcript is spliced from 2 exons. NCBI's taxonomy places the organism in Eukaryota, Viridiplantae, Streptophyta, Magnoliopsida, Vitales, Vitaceae. Bases 154 to 969 code for a protein of 271 amino acids. The record is from RefSeq and is a predicted model, not a curated record.
CCUUUUCCUUGGAGAAUUCUCCUUCCUCUCUUCUUCAUGGUGUGUAUGUGGCUCAUACUAACAGAGCAACAAUAGUAGGCUAAUGAUCAAACACUUUACUCUUUCGCCUUCCCUCCAUCACGACUAUUGCAACGCAUACCCAGUCUUUCUGCUAUGUUGAGUAUUGAUUACAGAGCUUCUACCAGCAAUGGAGACGAGGACCAUGACGAUGAAGAGAUCAGAGACAUCCAUGCUCUAACCCCACCUCCCCCUCCUCCUCCUCCACAGGUUAGCAGUGGCCGUAGAAGAGAGGCUUGGGAGACUAGCAGCCAUCGGUCCUCUUCCUUAUCUACAACAAGCGAAGGAGCUUCAAGUGAGAAUUUUACAAGCAUGAGCAGGGAAUUCAGUGCUCUACUGAAUAUGGCAGGGUCGGCUAUUGGGAACAAUGGUAGUGAAAAUGAUGGUGGGGGUGCCGGAAACAACUUGGGUAGGAUUGGGGAGGAGGAGAUGCCGGAGGAGACGAACCCGUUGGCUAUCGUGCCGGACACUAGUUUGAUGGACCCUGUCCCGUCUCCAAGACAUGUGGCUGCAGGUGCAGGUGGGCUUUCGACUACGAGUAGUCACAGUGAGGUGUCUGUGCAGAGGGUGAAGAAGGAGGAGGUGGAUGCGAAGAUUUCAGCAUGGCAGACUGCGAAGAUCGCCAAGAUUAAUAAUCGGUUUAAGAGGGAGGACGCCAUAAUCAACGGCUGGGAGAGUGAACAGGUUCAGAAAAGCACAUCAUGGAUGAAGAAAGUCGAGAGGAAGCUGGAGGAGAAAAGAGCAAGAGCCUUAGAGAAGAUGCAGAAUGACGUGGCAAAAGCACACAGAAAAGCAGAGGAAAGGAGGGCAUCAGCUGAGGCUAAGAGGGGAACCAAAGUGGCUAGGGUUCUUGAACUAGCCAACUUGAUGAGAGCCGUUGGAAGGGCUCCAGUCAAGCGGUCCAUCUUUUGAGUCCUACCAUGCUAUAUGAUACUUGAUUUCUACAACAUUUAUAAAUACUUCAAUACAAGGACACAUAAUAAUUGCCCCUAAUAUAUAAGGGUCCCUUCGCAUUUUGAACUAUAAGGGUACCCUACAUAUAUAUAUGGGAUUGGGGCAAUGGGAACUGCAGGUUGAGUGUUUUGUUUCUUCAAUGGUUCAGUUUUCCUCUUGAUGCAUCAUCAUCGACCUUGCUUCUCAAGACCAGUCACAGACACACUGUGAUUGGUCACAGGUGGAGCCGGGAUUCGCAAACCAAGGGCAAAAGUGAACCAACUUCGAUGACUGUGUGAUGAUUUUGAAAAGGGUUUGGUCUUGUACAGUUGCUUGUAAUUUUGCAAUGGAAUGGUAUUGGCUACUAGCAUGUAAUA